This is a messenger RNA of Alnus glutinosa, 1275 nucleotides long. RefSeq lists its product as uncharacterized. The record is from RefSeq and is a predicted model, not a curated record. The transcript is spliced from 11 exons. The coding region runs from base 50 to 1129 and encodes 359 amino acids. NCBI's taxonomy places the organism in Eukaryota, Viridiplantae, Streptophyta, Magnoliopsida, Fagales, Betulaceae.
AGCCAUCGUUGCGUGAAUAAUUCCGAAGUUGGACUGUCGGAAGAGGGAAAUGGGCAUGGAAGUUCAAGUGGCCAUGGCCGUGAGAAGCACAGCUAUGCAUCCUUAUACUUCCUCUUCGAAGAAAUCAUCAUCAUCACCGAGAGCUCGUAAGGCGUUCAACUUCUACACAAAUUCGGCGGCGUGUAGAAUUCCUGUUAUAAAAGCCAUUCAAAGCCCACAAGCACAAGCCCAGGGUUCCACUUUUUCGCCUAGACAGAGACGGCCUCAGAAUGUAGACGGAGAGUUCUUCGUUGACCACACCUGCAUAGACUGUGAUACUUGUCGAUGGAUGGCUCCGCAAGUCUUCACUCGAGUUGAUGAACUCUCUGCAGUUUUCAAACAGCCAACUUGUGAGGAGGAACGGCUAAAAGCUCUACAGGCCUUGCUUUCAUGUCCAACAAGCUCAAUUCAUACAGAGAAACCUGCUUCUGAUAUUCGACAAGUGCAGAAGACAUUCCCACUUCCAAUAGAUGAGCAAAGAAUUCCAGGUGUUUAUCACUGUGGUUAUCAUUCUGAGAAAUCUUACGGGGCAACUUCUUAUUUGAUUGUUCAUCCUGAAGGAAAUAUACUUGUAGACAGCCCGAGAUUCACAGAGAGACUUGCACAUAAUAUUGAGAUGCUGGGUGGGGCACGUUACAUGUUUCUAACCCACAAGGAUGACAUAGCAGAUCAUGAGAGGUGGUCGAAGCGGCUCAGUUGUGAUAGAGUUCUGCACUCACUAGAUGUUGAAGGUUCUACUGCAAACGUAGAGAUAAAGCUAGAGGGGAGUGGUCCCUGGAGCCUUGGCCAGGAUAUCCAACUUAUAUACACUCCAGGCCACACAGAAGGAUCGGUCUGCUUAUUUUAUAAGUCACUCAAGAUUUUGUUCACGGGGGACCAUCUGGCCACGACAGAAUCUGGGCUGAGCAUUUUUGAGAAGUACAAUCAAUGUUCAGUUUCCCUGCAACUGAACAGCAUUCUCGAUCUGUUAGACUUGGACUUCAAGUGGGUACUACCCGGUCAUGGAAGGAGAGUUGAAUUUAAAGAUCACCAGGAGAAAAAUUCAACUCUGGAGGCCUUUGUGCAGAACAAGUCCACUCAAUUACCAUAAACAGAAUACUUUUAUACCAGUACGUACAAUGUAUAUACGAGUACGCAAAACGGACUAAAAGUUCCCAACCCUGUGGGGUUGUGUUUAUUGUAAAAUUAUUGUGUAACAAGAAGAAAAAACCCCACAAAUCUAUUGGCUCAAAACAA